UGUGAUUUAGGUUUGCUGUGCACUUGGUUCACAGUCACUGCUGGUGUGAUCACGUGACUGUGUUUCCCAUGCUGGAUCCGGUAACUAUAAAGCAGCGUGUAAGGAAAUAAAAUGGCCCAGGCAACUUUCCAUGCUCCAAGAAGGAAAAGGAAAGUGUAUGAAUCCUAUGAAUCUCCUUUUCCUAUCCCCUUGUCACAUGAUCUCUACAUGAAGGAUUUCAAGAUCUGCCAGGCUGAAAUCAUUAAUAAUUUUGUAAUAGUGAGAAGCACAGAGGAUAUUGAGUUGCUGUAUGGAAAGGGAUAUUUUGGUAAAGGUAUUUUAUCUAGAAGCAGACCUGGAUAUUAUAUUGCGGAACAGCAUCUGACAGAAAAAUGGAGAGCAUCUAAACUAAAUCUUCCCGUUAUUUCAUCUACAAAAUACCAGCGUCAUGUAGAAUGGGCUAAAGGUCUUUUGGAAGAACAAGGAUUUGACCACUGCUCAGUUGAUAAAAUACUGGAGGAUUAUACAAGGCCAAUCAAUUUAUCUUCAGAGGAAGACAAUGUCCAUGAAAACCCUUCUAAUGAAUCUAUAACAGAUGUGAAACCAGAUGAGAUAAAAGGAGCAGAAAGCUUUGAUACCAACGAAACUGACCAGAUGAUUCUAGAGGGGAAUCCAGAAUAUGAUCCACUUGCGAAAUACGGUUCAGAUACACAGGAUAUGAAAGAGAUGUGUGAAGAACUUGACAAAGAGACUUUAGAAAAAAUGCAUUGUCACAAACAUGACGAUUUUAUUGUACACUGCGGAUGUAAACCAGAAAAACUGAAUCUACAAAAAGACUCUGAAGCAGUUGGCAUAACAGAUGAAAGCCAUGAGUAUGUACUUGUGCAAGAGGAAGACCGCGAUGCUGAGAUGGAAGAUAACGACACUGAGACAAGUGUUGUCGGAAAAGAAAAGUUAGUGUGCCGACAGAAUCCUUUUAAAAUAUUUGAAUAUUUACAACUAAGUCGAGAAGAGGCUUUUUUCUUGGUAUAUGCUUUAGGUUGCCUUACAGUUAAUUACAACAAGGAACCAUUAACUAUAUUGAAACUUUGGGAAGUAUUUAGCGCCAUACAGCCAAAUUUCCAGACCACCUAUAUAGCUUAUCAUCACUUCCGAAGCAAAGGAUGGGUACCAAAAGCUGGUCUGAAGUAUGGAACAGAUCUUUUGUUGUACCGUAAAGGCCCUCCUUUUUACCAUGCAAGCUACUCUGUAAUUGUUGAAUUGGUGAAUGAUAAGUUUGAAGGUUUUCCACUCCGACCUCUAACUUGGAAGUCUUUGGCUGGACUUAACAGAACCACGGUUAAUGUUUCCAAGGAGCUUCUGUUUUGUUAUCUAAUCAAACCUCCCAACUUCACAGAAAAGGAUAUGACGUCCCCAGAGUGUGUCAAAGAAAUCAAAGUUCAGGAGUUGAUUGCGAGCCGCUGGGUUUCUUCCCGAGAAAGAAUGGAACAGGAUGAACUAUAAGAUGAUGAAUAAGCGCCAGUCGUAGAAGCGAAACGCAUAAGAUGUCCGUGUACAAGUAGUCACAUGUUUUUAAAGCAUUUUUGAACAAAGGACUUUUAUUUUUCAACUGUUGAGUGCAGCGGCUUUUUUGGUUUCUGCACUAUAAGA
Bombina bombina (fire-bellied toad) is the source of this 1629-nucleotide messenger RNA. It is a transcript of the gene TSEN2, whose product is annotated as tRNA splicing endonuclease subunit 2. Bases 112 to 1482 code for a protein of 456 amino acids. The transcript has 12 exons. Gene Ontology annotation, cellular component: tRNA-intron endonuclease complex. Gene Ontology annotation, biological process: tRNA splicing, via endonucleolytic cleavage and ligation; tRNA-type intron splice site recognition and cleavage. The record is from RefSeq and is a predicted model, not a curated record. Gene Ontology annotation, molecular function: nucleic acid binding; tRNA-intron lyase activity. NCBI's taxonomy places the organism in Eukaryota, Metazoa, Chordata, Amphibia, Anura, Bombinatoridae.